Molecule: messenger RNA, 7916 nt
Organism: Echinops telfairi (small Madagascar hedgehog)
Lineage: Eukaryota; Metazoa; Chordata; Mammalia; Afrosoricida; Tenrecidae
Gene: SRGAP1
Product: SLIT-ROBO Rho GTPase activating protein 1
Exons: 22
Coding region: 107-3364 (1085 amino acids)
Biological process (GO): signal transduction; negative regulation of cell migration
Cellular component (GO): cytoplasm
Molecular function (GO): GTPase activator activity; protein binding
Source: RefSeq, a predicted model, not a curated record
CCCGGCCGCCGUGUGGGAGGACAACUCUUCCUCUCGGGGAGCCUCGUGUGGGACCGCUGCAUCCAACUUGCCGACCGGGCGCCAGCAAGCCCCCCACAGCUGGAUAAUGUCUACGCCGAGCCGAUUCAAGAAGGACAAAGAGAUCAUCGCCGAGUAUGAAAGUCAAGUCAAAGAAAUCCGAGCUCAAUUGGUAGAACAACAAAAAUGCCUGGAACAGCAAACAGAGAUGCGCGUCCAGUUGCUCCAGGACCUACAAGAUUUCUUCCGGAAAAAAGCAGAAAUUGAGACGGAAUAUUCUCGGAACCUAGAGAAGUUAGCAGAAAGGUUCAUGGCAAAAACAAGAAGCACUAAGGAUCACCAGCAGUACAAGAAGGACCAGAACCUCUUGUCUCCCGUGAACUGCUGGUAUUUACUCCUGAACCAAGUGAGGCGAGAAAGCAAAGAUCAUGCAACCUUGAGUGACAUCUACCUGAACAAUGUGAUCAUGCGGUUCAUGCAGAUAAGCGAGGAUUCCACCCGGAUGUUUAAAAAGAGUAAAGAGAUUGCAUUCCAACUUCAUGAGGAUUUAAUGAAGGUUCUUAAUGAGCUUUAUACGGUGAUGAAAACAUACCACAUGUAUCAUGCAGAGAGCAUCAGUGCAGAAAGCAAGCUGAAGGAGGCUGAGAAGCAGGAAGAAAAGCAAAUCGGAAGAUCUGGUGACCCAGUCUUUCAUAUCAGGCUGGAAGAGAGGCACCAGCGCCGAAGCUCUGUGAAGAAAAUAGAAAAAAUGAAAGAAAAGAGACAAGCAAAGUAUUCUGAAAAUAAGCUAAAGUCGAUUAAGGCACGGAAUGAGUAUCUCCUUACCCUCGAAGCAACUAAUGCCUCAGUUUUCAAGUAUUAUAUUCAUGAUCUUUCAGAUUUAAUUGAUUGCUGUGAUCUUGGCUACCAUGCAAGUUUGAACAGAGCCUUAAGAACAUAUCUCUCUGCGGAGUACAACCUUGAAACCUCCAGACAUGAAGGCUUGGACAUUAUUGAGAAUGCAGUUGACAAUUUGGAGCCCCGGAGUGAUAAGCAGAGAUUCAUGGAGAUGUACCCUGCUGCGUUCUGCCCACCAAUGAAGUUUGAGUUCCAGUCACACAUGGGGGAUGAGGUCUGUCAAGUCAGCGCUCAGCAGCCGGUGCAGGCAGAGCUCAUGCUCAGGUACCAACAGCUGCAGUCACGACUGGCCACACUCAAAAUCGAGAAUGAAGAGGUUAAAAAAACAACUGAAGCCACCUUGCAGACCAUUCAAGAUAUGGUCACCAUCGAGGACUAUGAUGUUUCCGAAUGCUUUCAGCAUAGCCGCUCCACGGAGUCUGUCAAGUCUACCGUCUCUGAAACCUACCUGAGCAAGCCCAGCAUUGCCAAGAGAAGAGCCAACCAGCAGGAAACUGAGCAGUUCUACUUCAUGAAACUCCGAGAAUAUUUGGAAGGCAGUAAUCUCAUCACAAAGCUUCAAGCCAAGCAUGACUUGCUGCAGAGAACUCUUGGAGAAGGUCAUAGAGCUGAAUAUAUGACUACAAGGCCUCCAAAUGUUCCCCCUAAGCCCCAGAAACACAGGAAGUCCAGACCCCGCUCACAGUAUAAUGCUAAGUUGUUUAAUGGGGAUUUGGAAACAUUCGUCAAGGACUCAGGACAGGUCAUCCCCCUCAUCGUGGAAAGCUGCAUCCGGUUCAUCAACCUCUAUGGUCUUCAGCAUCAGGGAAUUUUCAGAGUUUCGGGUUCCCAGGUGGAAGUCAAUGAUAUUAAAAAUUCCUUUGAGAGAGGUGAAAACCCUUUGGCUGAUGACCAGAGUAACCACGAUAUUAACUCAGUGGCUGGAGUGCUGAAGCUCUAUUUCCGUGGCCUGGAAAACCCCCUCUUUCCUAAGGAAAGAUUUAACGAUUUGAUUUCUUGUAUCAGAAUAGAUAAUCUCUAUGAGAGGGCGCUUCACAUCCGCAAACUCCUUCUGACCCUGCCCAGGUCGGUCCUGAUAGUGAUGAGGUACCUCUUUGCCUUCCUCAAUCAUCUUUCGCAGUACAGUGAUGAGAACAUGAUGGACGCUUAUAACCUGGCCAUCUGCUUUGGCCCAACACUGAUGCCUGUCCCAGAUACACAGGAUCAGGUGUCGUGCCAGGCUCAUGUGAAUGAAAUUGUCAAAACCAUCAUCAUCCACCAUGAGACUAUUUUCCCAGAUGCUAAAGAGCUGGAUGGUCCAAUUUACGAAAAAUGCAUGGCUGGAGAUGACUACUGUGACAGCCCAUACAGUGAGCAUGGUACGUUGGAAGAAGUGGAUCAGGAUGCUGGUACAGAGCCCCACACCAGUGAAGAUGAAUGCGAGCCCAUAGAAGCAAUAGCCAAGUUUGACUACGUUGGACGGUCUGCCAGAGAACUGUCUUUCAAGAAGGGCGCCUCCCUGCUGCUGCAUCACCGCGCCUCCGAGGACUGGUGGGAAGGCCGCCACAACGGGAUCGACGGCCUCGUGCCUCACCAGUACAUCGUGGUGCAGGAUAUGGAUGAUACAUUUUCAGAUACUCUGAGCCAAAAAGCAGACAGUGAGGCCAGCAGCGGGCCAGUCACUGAGGACAGGUCUUCUUCCAAGGACAUGAACUCCCCAACAGACCGUCAUUCCGACAGCUACCUCGCCAGGCAAAGGAAGAGAGGAGAGCCUCCCCCUCCAGGAAGGCGUCCUGGCAGGACCAGUGAUGGCCAUUGCCCCCUCCACCCACCCCAUGCGCUUUCCAACUCCUCAGUUGACCUGGGCUCCCCAAGCUUGGGCGGUCACCCCCGAGCCUUGCUGCAGAAUCGUGGCCUCACCAACGACAGUCCUGAGAGGAGGCGCCGGCCUGGCCACGGCAGCCUGACCAACAUCAGUCGGCAUGACUCCCUCAAGAAGAUGGACAGCCCUCCUAUUAGAAGGUCCACGUCAUCGGGGCAGUACCCAGGCUUCAGUGACCACAAGCCGCUGGACCCCGAGACCAUUGCUCAGGACAUUGAAGAUACGAUGAACACUGCGUUGAACGAGCUCCGAGAACUGGAGAGACAGAGCACAGCAAAGCAUGCCCCUGACGUGGUGCUGGAUACCUUGGAGCAGGCGAAAAACUCUCCGACUCCGACUUCGUCCACGGAAUCGCUCAGCCCUUUGCACAGCAUGGCCCUCAGGGGCUCCGAGCCGCAGAUCCGCCGCAGCACGAGCUCUUCCAGUGACACCAUGAGUACUUUCAAGCCAGUGGUGGCACCCAGAAUGGGCGUUCAGCUGAAGCCACCGGCCCUCCGGCCCAAACCCGCCGUUCUUCCAAAAACAAACCCUACCAUAGGACCUGCCCCACCUGCCCAGGGUCCAACAGACAAGUCUUGCACCAUGUAAAACCCAGCUGAGCAAGGUCAUCAGAGGCGGCAAUUUAAAAACAAAAAAAGGAUUAGUGACAAAAGUCAGCAAUUCAUAGCUUUCAUUAGUUUGUGCUUUUAACUGGAGAUCUUUUGGCUUUUCUAUGUUCUCAAAUGUACUGUCUAAGACUAGAGAAAUUAACACGGGCAUUUGUAUUUUGUAAUGUUGGUUGUUUUUUUUUAAUAACUGGACAUAUGUCGUUUUAAAGACAAUAGAAACACUUAGACGUACUUGAAAAUCCAAUGCUGCACCAAUUGUAAAGAAGGCAACACCGCUCUGCAUUGACUGGGCUUUAGAUGUAGUGUAGCCCCGGGGAGGCAGAAGAGAGCCCUGGGGCACACUGAUUGAAAUGUUCGGCUGGGAACUGAAAGAUUGAUGGUUCAAACCCACCAACUGCCCCAUGGGAGAACUCUGGCUGUCUGCUUCCAUAAAGAUUUAUGGCCUUGGAAACCCUAUGGGGCAAUUCUACUCUGUCCUUACAAGGUCCCUUACAGGGAGUGGGAAUCGCCUCAGCAGUGGGUUUGGUUUCCAGUUGGGGAGAGUCCGUAAAGAUGGGAAGAUGUCAGAAUCUAAGCUCCAGGCCUUGUUGAGUAUAACCAGUGUGGGUCUUUUGCACGGGGUUGCUAAAAACGGAAAGUAGCAUUCGUGAGCUGCCAGGGAGCCACUCUGAGGCACGGUCAGCUCAUGCUACAGACUGGUGGUUGCCCCCGUGGGUCCUGGGGCUGGGUGCUGACUUUUAAUUCCCCUGGGUUCAGGGAGAAGGCUCCAUGGAUGAGGGUGGAAGCGGUGCCAGGACAGCACAAACAGAACCUGGGACCAGAGAGAGUUGCAGCCCUCCCCCAAAGCUUCUGAAAGUCUGAUCCGCCCCCGGAAGAUUUCCAACCUGUCCCCAGAAUUCAUGAACUCUAACAGAGAGUCUAAUUAAAAGACUUCCUGGUCACACUACUCAACAAACUCCUUUAGAAAUCUGUUGUUUAAUAACCGCCUAGAACAUAUUUCUCUCCCCCCUAUGUUAUCUGUGGCAAUGGAGAACCAGUAGUAUUCAGGUCUCCUGUUCCCUCAGCCUUCUCUUCUCCUAAAUAAAUGAGCCUGGUUCCUUUAAACUUCCUGUGGAGGCCUUAUCAUUCUCAAGUCAGUUCCCGCUCACCUCUGUGUGUCCCUCUGGGCCAGCACAGCCCGGCCAACCUGAAGGAUUACCUCAUGCUUCCAGGAUGAGCUUCCCUGAUUUUGCGCACAGGAACCAUGACCUCUUGGGGGCUUGUGGUCUUUACCUAGGUCACAUGGUCAGCUGAAGCUGCACUGGGGCCUCUCUCUCUGGCGUUCUAGGACAUCAGCGAUGUCUCUCCCGCCAACAUGUAUGCUGUUUUCCCUCUGUCUUACAAAGGUCUCUUUCCACUCCUUCUACAAAAAGUACAAAUGACCUUUCUCCUGUUGGCAGCAGCUUUUUCAGCUGUAAAUGUUUGUGCAUUUUACCUGCUCUAUCACCCGAUUUCUAGAUGAUCAGACAGUUCCCAAGAAAGCAGAUGGAGAUGGCCCAGAACUAACCCCUCUAGCACUGUCCGGGAUGUCCAUCUAGCUACCACGUGUCUCUUGAUGACUUGAACGUGGUUUCAGUCAGUGGAGUCAUUGCAGGUGCACCUGGGCAUUAUAAGCCUCCGCUCUGCCUGCUCAUCGACACGUGCAUCAUACAGGGGGAAAUCUGGGUUUUUACUUAAAUCAAGAUCAUUUUAGCGCUACCUCAGUUUUCUAGGUUGAAAGAAGAGAUGACAUUAAGGUAUAGACUUAACUUUCAAAGUCACAAAGCUGGCUGUUGGCCAAGCCCUAAUUUCACAGAUGGGUUAAAGAGUGCGUCUAUUUUUAAGUAUUUCCAGGUGUGGUCAACUUAAAUGAAUAAAUUUUCAGAACCAUCUUUUCUUCUGCCUCCCCCUGGCCCCCACCAUUUUGAAAAAGAGGCCCUGCUCAUCUUGUCCAACCCCUUAUCUUUUCUCUCGAGCUUUACUGUCCCGUCAGCGCAUUGAGACCCUGCAGAGACACAACCAGGCUUAUCUUUCAAAUAGCACUUUCCCUUUUAAACAAGAGUCCCUGCUCUCGCCCCACUCCACUGGGGUUCGGCUUCCCUGCGCCUCAGUGUGGGGAGAGAAGCAGAGAGUCACUUGGACGUAAGAAAGGCGAGGGAGGUGUAGAAAGUAGAGGGGGGGAAGGACAUUGAAAAGCUUUCCUGGUUUGACAGAAGAGUAAGCUGCUAACAGCAUUAGGGCAGAGGUGUUUUCAUGUAUUACUCUCUGUCCCUUUUACGAGCUUUAACUGGAGCUUUGUGGCUCUCACUCUGGCAAGCUCCUCUCUUCAGACUCCGAGUCUCCCGUCUUGGUGGUCUACGUUUAGGAUGGAAAGCAGCUUGUUCUUAUGCCCACCAAAGCAGGGCUCUGCUGCUGCUCUGGACGACAGAAAUCAGGCCGCUCCAGAGCCUCAGAGCUGUACCUUCCCAGAGGAACCAGCCCCAAGCAAUCGAUCACGCAGGGCUCCAUCCCUGGGCUGAUCUAGCCUCUCCCUACGCACUGUUGUCACCCAGAGGCCUUUUUUUUUUUUUUUUUUUGCCUUUUUGGCAGUUCCACGAGGAGAAUACUGCUUAGUAAGGACUCAGUAAGUCUUCCAGUUCCAGGAGUAAGACAGUAUGACCCUUGGCAAAGGGGCCAAAAGAACACAGGGAAGGUCACGAAAAGCUGCAUCAGGUGAGUGGGCUCACCUGGUACCUGGCCUCCUUUAUAGCCAUCGGUAGGAGGGGCUGGGGAAGGCAGAAGGAGAGAAGGAGUCGUUGGCCUUUCCUGGGCCCAGUGUCAGGGCCCUGGUCAGAGGCCCUGGGCCUUUGGGGAGAGGGGUGUCAUGUGAGCACUCACCUGACCCCAUGUACACAAGCAUAGGCGCACACCUGACAACUGUAUCCUCACGGCCCACCCGUAGAACUCACGUAAGUAGAUUUGCUAAGCCAGCUUCUGGUCUCGGUCAAGGGAGUGAGGUGGGUGCUGGACUAAAGAGGAGAAGGUAAAAGGACACGUCUUUUAGGAGUGUUUCCUAGAAUGUUUCGCCCUGUUGAGCGUGUUCACACGACGGACUGAUUUGGGUGCCUACCGAGCCAUCCACUAGUUCGCAGAAGCCCCACCUGGUCUCCCGCAUGCCGUAAACAGUUAUCCGGGAGAUGGAGCUCCAGCGGCAGAGAUGCAUAUUCAGAGCUUGCUUGAUAGUUUUGCCAGACCCCAAACUGGCGGCUAGUUAAAGCAAAGGAAAGGGCUUGAGGAAGAUGAUGGUCUCCUUACACGGGGGAGUCUACAAACGGAAGCAAGUUUGGCCUGAAAGUGCGGGCCUCUGCAAUCCAAAGUGAAAGCCGGUGGGUGGGUAGCUUUAGAAAACUGUAGGAGGAGAAGCAUUCCUGACCACAGCAGCGAGAGGUCACGGACACAGGAAGUACAUUUGGGCCGUCGUCCUGCCUUGAACCAAAGGCCCGGAGCACAGGGCAGCUCAUAAAUGAAGACAGCGCCGCCUCCCCACCAGCCCCUGGGCUGCAAACCCCCCUCCAGCCACGCAGGGCUGUGGUGACCCGCACAGCUUCAUUCCCAUCUGUAAAAGACACCAUCAGAGCUUUCACUUCCCUAGUAUACGUUCUUUAAAUUAAAAAAAAAAGUUUAUGUGGUAUAAUUGCGAUGGGUACCUGUAUCUUUAAACUACGUAACGAAUUUUGUAUGUUUAAAUCAUUGUACUGGGUUCCAUAAUGCUGCCCUUAGAAACUGUUUAGUAAAAGAAAAUAUAUAAGCUGUGCAUUUGUGAAUGCCUCCUCCGUAGAGCAUUCAUUCAAGUUCAAUGUGUAGUGUGAUGGUGAUUCUAGAUACGUAAAGGCUAGUAAGUGACUGUAAUGGAGAAACUGCUAUUUACACGCGUCGUCACGGGUGGGUGGCUCCUGCCCCGGAGUUAAAUCAGUAUUGUCCUUCACUGUCGGUUUGCUCAGUUGCAGUACUGGUAGCUUCCUGCUUGUGACUUAGCUAAUCGUGUCGAUGUACAUCCGUCGUAUGUACACGUGAAAGUGCCUUUCUAUUUUAGAGGAGUUUUAGCCUUGCUCUUGUACUGUUGCAUUCUUCAAGGCCCAACCCACCCCUCCCGCGCCACCCGCCCCAUCCCUGCAGCCCCGCUCUCAGAACUUCUCCACUCCACCCUCCUGCGCCAGGUGCUCAGUGUUGUCCCCUCUGGUCCUGGGCUCCCUUGUCCCCCUGACUGUGCCUUUCCCGCCCGCCCUUCCUGUGUCUCCUACCCCACGCCGUGCGGCCGAGCCCACCCGCCCCUGUGCCUGUUUCGCGGGGCCAAGCGGGAGCUUUUCCUGUUCUGGAGGAAACGAAGGUUGUUCCUCUGUUGUGUCAGUGCACUUUUACGUAGAGUACUGUGCACUUGGGCAUGUGCCCUCGCAGGCGUCCGCGUCGUCGGGUUUGCCCUUCCGUGUACCUUUAUAAUAAACGAGACCGUGCUGGCUGCCCGUGUCUGCUACCGA